Molecule: messenger RNA, 3201 nt
Organism: Pyricularia pennisetigena
Lineage: Eukaryota; Fungi; Ascomycota; Sordariomycetes; Magnaporthales; Pyriculariaceae
Exons: 6
Biological process (GO): mitochondrial respiratory chain complex III assembly; protein insertion into mitochondrial inner membrane from matrix
Cellular component (GO): mitochondrial inner membrane
Molecular function (GO): ATP binding; ATP hydrolysis activity
Source: RefSeq, a predicted model, not a curated record
AAUAUAUGUCUAGGUUGGUGUUUAAGUCCCAUCGACAAGUUUCUGCGCCAUUGUUGCGAAUUCAAAGACAAACAGCGCAAAAGCUUUGUCACUGUCCAUAUACGACAAAAUUGUGAUCUAGGAGGUCGCGCAGAUUGGGACACAACUCUUUCAAAGGCUAAAAGGUCACUCAAUACGGUUUAUUUGAAAGACGAUACAAAAAAGCAGCUCGUUAGUGACAUUGAAGAUUACCUACGCGGAAGCACCAGAAAGUACUACCACGACCGUGGGAUACCCUACCGACGAGGAUACCUCCUACAUGGACCUCCAGGGACCGGCAAAACUUCUCUCAGCUUAGCGUUGGCGGGUGAAUUCAAUCUCGACGUCUAUAUGCUGCAUAUCCCAAGCGUCCGCCAUGACAACGAAUUAACAACGCUCUUUACAAAAUUGCCGCGAAGCUGUAUCGUUUUGCUGGAAGAUGUUGAUGCUGUUGGGCUUCAGCGGCGACAUGCCUCCCAUUCAGACUCGGAAGAUGAGAGCGGUAACGAAGGUGGAAUUCCAGGCGCGUUUGGCAGGCGGUCCGCCGGUUCGCUUUCUGGGCUGUUGAACUCGCUGGAUGGCGUGGCAAGCCCAGAAGGCCGCAUCACCAUUAUGACUACCAACAAUAUUGAGAAGCUAGAUGAAGCGUUAAUUCGGGAUGGAAGGGUUGAUAAAAAAGUCUUUCUCGGGUAUAUGGACGAGGACUCGGCCAGACUGAUGUUCAUGAAGAUGUAUCAACUUCAAUCAGACUCACUCCCAUCUCUCGAAGUUGAGAACAACACCAACCAGCAAACCUGUCAAUCAGUGGACGAUAAAUCCACUCACAUCGACCUUGAGAACCUAGCGCAAGAUUUCGCCAGUCUAAUAACGACGAAAAGUCUUUCAGCUGCCAAAGUGCAAGGGUACUUGUUGUGUCACAAGGACAAUCCGCAGGCAGCGGUGGCGAACCUCCCCCACUUCAUGGACAACCAACCAGCCACGGGCAAGAAAACAACUCUUGGUAUAAAGCACAAGAAAAGAGCCCCUGGUGCGCAAGCCAAGGUUUGGCAGGAUAUCUUUAACCAGUCAACUGUGGCUGCCCCCAACAGCAGCAUAACACAGCCAAGUACAAAUCACUCGGAAAAUAGUGCCCACUCGCUUGGAACCUCACCAGUCGCAUCGCCAGCCUCAGAUGCUGGUACCUCGGCUUCAUCCUGCACAAUCACUGCCUGCGAUAAACGUCAAAUUUCGGUUCCCGUCCGCGCCCUUCAAAAGAACAGGCGAUCUGCCAGAACCAAAAAGUCAAAGGCCCGCAUACAACUGCCACCGUCUUCGAAAAGGUCGUCGCCUAAGAGGUCGAUCCUGAAAAACAAGAGCGACCCUUCGCCACCGUCUCUCGACCCUCGAGACUUCCCCAGGCUAUCACUCAGUCAGCUUCCCAAGAACGCGAUCGAUGAUGACGAUGCAAAUGAAACAUACCCUCCCGCAUCUCGAAUCCUUCCAGUAAGGUCGAGGCCAGGAUCCAGUGGUCCCAAUUCUCGACAGACGUCGAAGUCGCACUCUGUGGAAUACCAUGUGGGUAAACCGCUGCUAAGGGUUGUUGGUUUUGAAUAUUCGCCGAAGCGAUCCUUGUCGGACCGAGAGCUCCGCUCCUCUCUGCGUUUUGAGGCUAUGACACGAUCCCCCACCAUAGUUACGGAUGAAAUGCCCAAGCCGCUUUUUGAGCUGGCCCCAGAAUGGGGUGAGCAGCCUCGCAAGGCACCUCCAUCACCCGCAAAGUCCUACCUGCGAAGGGUCACAGAAGGUCAGUUCGACCAAUUUGGGGAGAUUCUUACUCCCUUCCGCUGUAAAAGUCGAGCGCGCGGUUCGGUUUCGUCUGGCAGUGUUGACGAGCUCUACCUGGCGUGCGAGCGGGCGGCACUGAGGUUUUCGGCUGAAAGAGAUGGGGCCUCUCCCUGCAGAUCUAUACCGUCGUCCUCUUCGCGAAGGUUGGGCUUGGCCACAGGCAUCAGGCUUUUCGAGAGGCUUCGCGAGUCGCUGCCCAGACCCAAGACCGCGACAGGUUCCCGGGGCUGCAGCGACGAGCAGAGGCCAAAGAGAGCAGCAACUCCAACCGACUGGAGACCUUCCACCGCUGCAGACAGCCCCCACUCAUCCAAAUUCAAAGAAGGCGGCUUCAACGGCCGACUUGCCCAUGGAGCCAUCAAGAUCGGGUCGUUCUACCCCGACGCCAGGAGCAGCACUAGUCAAAGCAGUGGCUCCUUAAUCCGUUCUGCUGAGCGGAGUCCCAUCAGCCCACUGGAGCCCAUACCCGAGGUUCAAUCGGUUAUGCGCUCGCAGUUCAAAGAGCUCAAGUGGGCAGAUGAGCAGAAGAAGUCAGACCAGGAUCAGAAAACGGACAAGCAGGCCCAGAAGGAGCCAAGCGAACAAGCAUCUAAGAAGGAUCGAGAGUCGUCAAGGUCUAGGUCUGAUCCCAGACCUGCUGCGGCAGGCAGACGACCCUUAAGACCAUUCACGAUUGACAGAAGCGGAAGGCGACCAUCCGGAGGUCUCGUUGGGCGAUCCACUGCCCAGGUUCAUGCUGCCCAACCCAUAGGGGCUACCUUUACACCCUUGCCAUCCGUUAACACGAUCCUCAGGCCCGUCUCGUCGGCCACGACAGCCAAAUCGCCCCUGUCUGCAUCACCCGAGGCGCCUCCAACGGCGACAAGCAGUGCUUCUCCCAUUUUUGAAAACAUGAACCCGCUCCCGGCGCUCAGGCGGGCCAUGUCGGACCUGAUUCCGGAAAGGCCGGCAUACCCUUACGAUCCACUACUCGACAACUACGCCCCUAAGCAGCCCUUCCACAUUCAAUGGCGCCGCGGCAGCGUCGAUGGCCAACAAUCGCCUGUAACGACCCACAUGGCCUCGCCACCCAUAAGGUCUCAAAGGAGUUCAGCUUCCACUCUGCCCUUGUCGUUGGAUCCCAACAUCAUGACCACGCCUUCUGGUGCUUCUCAUCCGGGACGACCGUUUGUCACCGAGUCGAUUGCGCGAUUCCGAGGAGUGUAUCAAGUAAUGCAAAAAGCCCGGCGCUCCCGUCCUAGUCAGCUAGAGGUCGGGCCCGGAAUGGCUGUAAGGCCCACCCCCGCUUUUCGUAUUCUUUUGACCAGGCAGCCGCUAAAGGCAGGCCUCUCCAAUCCUCGAGUUUUGCAGAAAUUGUGA